Messenger RNA from Medicago truncatula (barrel medic), 1185 nucleotides. RefSeq lists its product as uncharacterized. Lineage: Eukaryota; Viridiplantae; Streptophyta; Magnoliopsida; Fabales; Fabaceae. The record is from RefSeq and is a predicted model, not a curated record. Bases 1 to 1185 code for a protein of 394 amino acids. The transcript is spliced from 6 exons.
AUGAAUGUGGUCCAACCUGUGCCUCUGGCCACUCCCCUUGGCCUGUUGGAAAACAUGCUCUGGGGUUAUGAGGCACAUCGCCAUGGCAACAAUGGCGAUGAUGAUGACAGCAGCAAUGGCGACGAUGACAGCACUAAUGGCGAUGACAACAAUGGCCUUGCCAACAACAAUGGUUUUGCUGCUGACAACAAUGGUGGUGUUGACAACAAUGGUAACGCAAAUGGUUUUGCUGCUGACAACAAUGGUGGUGCUGACAACAAUGGUAACGCAAAUGGUAAUGGUGCUGCUCAUGACAACAAUGGAGUAGGGAAUCAAAAUGCAAAACAUGAUAAUGAUGGUAUUGACAACAAUGGUAAUGCAAAUGGUUUUGCUGCUGACAACAAUGGUGGUGCUGACAACAAUGGUAACGCAAAUAGUAAUGGUGCUUCUCAUGACAACAAUGGAGCAGGGAAUCAAAAUGCAAAACAUGAUAAUGAUGGUAUUGACAACAAUGGUAAUGCAAAUGGUUUUGCUGCUGACAACAAUGGUGGUGCUGACAACAAUGGUAACGCAAAUAGUAAUGGUGCUUCUCAUGACAACAAUGGAGCAGGGAAUCAAAAUGCAAAACAUGAUAAUGAUGGUAUUGACAACAAUGGUAAUGCAAAUGGUUUUGCUGCUGACAACAAUGGUGGUGCUGACAACAAUGGUAACGCAAAUAGUAAUGGUGCUUCUCAUGACAACAAUGGAGCAGGGAAUCAAAAUGAAUUGAAUGCUUCAGUGUUUUACACGAAUUUAAAAAUACUUUUAGCAUUAUGGUGGUUGUUUUGCCUGAACCCAGUUGGAGUGCUGGUUACGACAAGAGGGCUGCUGCCAUUUUUGAUGAAUGUGGUCCAACCUGUGCCUCUGGCCGCUCCCCUUGGCCUGUUGGAAAACAUGCUCUGGGGUUAUGAGGCACAUCGCCAUGGCAACAAUGGCGAUGAUGAUGACAGCAGCAAUGGCGACGAUGACAGCACUAAUGGCGAUGACAACAAUGGCCUUGCCAACAACAAUGGUUUUGCUGCUGACAACAAUGGUGGUGUUGACAACAAUGGUAACGCAAAUGGUUUUGCUGCUGACAACAAUGGUGGUGCUGACAACAAUGGUAACGCAAAUGGUAAUGGUGCUGCUCAUGACAACAAUGGAGUAGGGAAUCAAAAUGGUGUGUAA